Messenger RNA from Colias croceus (clouded yellow), 3140 nucleotides. RefSeq names its product formin-like protein 20. The transcript is spliced from 10 exons. Gene Ontology annotation, biological process: regulation of transcription by RNA polymerase II; positive regulation of gene expression. The record is from RefSeq and is a predicted model, not a curated record. Gene Ontology annotation, molecular function: transcription coregulator activity. Lineage: Eukaryota; Metazoa; Arthropoda; Insecta; Lepidoptera; Pieridae. The coding region runs from base 528 to 2531 and encodes 667 amino acids. Gene Ontology annotation, cellular component: nucleus; mediator complex; core mediator complex.
AAUGUCCGAUAUGCAAGUCGGAGAUAUGGAAACGGUCUGCUCGGGCCCGUGACACCCGAAUCGAGUUACGAUUCUACCUCUUGAGAGGUUGUUUUAAAGCAGUAAACUAGCACUGUGCGACCGUCAAUACUAUAAAAAUCUCGCAACACUUGCGAUAACACGUGAAAUAUAAGAUAAGUUGUGGAAAUGUAGUGUGUGUGUUUCAAUACGUGAGCGUUGCAAGUGAUGUACUGGGCCACUGACGUCGUCAGCUCUCCUCUCGUCCCUCCGUCCCUAGUGCCAAAUGUUUUGCAAUGUGAAAGUAUGGAAUUGUGCCACGCGUGAAUUUUCUUGCAAAUUCUCGUCGAAUUGGAUGGCCUAGGCCCUGAUAGAUGUUAAAUGAGGAAUGAGAUUGUUUUAUCGUCAGUUAUGGCCUUACGCGGAUAUAGGUACGGAUGGUGGCAGUGUGAGCGGAGUUCUUGGGUGCUAAUUAUUCCAUGCAAUAUUUCAACAAGAUCGGAUGCUAUGUUUCUGGUUAGUCAUAUUAGAUGGUGCAAUCGCAGGUCGUCAACAUGCAGGCAGUUAAUGAAAUUAUAUCCAUUUUGGAGAAAUUCAAUAUCACAAAAGAGCUGUUGGAGACCACCCGACUGGGCAAACACGUGAACGAGCUGCGCCGCAAGACAGCAGACCCGACGCUCGCCAGACGUGCCAAAGUUCUGGUCAAGAGAUGGCGGGAUCUCGUCAUACCCAAUGUUGCGUCGCCUGCGCAUACCGGAUCAAACCGUUCGUCGGCGGAGCGGCAGACGAGGCGCCCGGGGGGCACGCCGCUCACCUCGCCAGCGCUUAUGCGGCAUGGUUUGAGUCCAGCAGUGCCUAGCCCGAGACCUCCGUCAAGGCCAGCAUGGGGUGGCUACGAGUCGGACUCGCAGGAUGUGAUCCUGGUGGACGACGACCCUCCCCCCCCGCCGCUGCCGCCUCCCCCCGCGCCCCCCGCGCCCCUCGCAGCGCACAAGCCCAACACACCGCCGGUGAAACGACCGCCUUCGCCGGAGCCAUUGAGCGACGACAAGAAGGCGAAAAGGGAUAAGAAACCUAAAAAACGAAGGGGCCACAGCCGAGCCGGGCUGGGCACGGAGACGACAGCGGGCCCACCGCCAGCCCCACCCCCACUCGCCGCGCCCACGCCCACGCCCACGCCCACAGCGCACGCGUGGCCGGCGCGCAACGGUGCGGCCACGGAGCGGCGCAAGAACGGCUGGCGCCGGGACGCGCACGACCCGUACGCGGCGCUCGUGAACAGGCUGCCGCCCGCUGGGGGCAAGAAGGUGAAAACAACAAAAGAGUUACUGGAGCAGAUCCAGUCGCGCGGAAAGGCGAGUCCUUCGCGUUCCGCUUCGCCCGGCUCGCCCGCUUCGCCUGACGUCAUGCUCAUAGAGCCGGACGAUUGCGCCAUAAAAGUAGACUCACCCCUACGGAACGGGAGCAGCGAGCCGGUGCCCGAACCUGCGCCUGUCCCCGUCUGGCCUUUAGUGCCGCUAGAAGACGAGAAAGAAUGGGCACCCUGUAUCUGUGACCCGGAGCUAGAGCCAGACGAAAGCUGUCCAGCCAACUCCCGGACUAUAGUGCACCCAGCACACGUGGUAGCGUUACAUAAUACGUACGUGCCUGGUGUCAACGGUACUCGGGCCCCUCUACACCCGCACAAGUUCGCAGUCCGCCCAGCCAUCAGUAAAGACGAUCCCAGUCUGUUUGCCAACGUGGUUCCACUAUACAAGUACUCGGACUACGCAGAUGACUACUGCGCUAAGAACUUAGCGCGUGUGCCGCUCUGUGUGCACCUCCCCGCGGACGAGUUCGCCCCCGCGCCCCCCUCGCCGCCCCCGCCACCGCCCCCGCCCUCGCCCAGACCAUACCCCAUAGAUGAAACGCCCCCAGAAACUAAAGAGUGCAAAGAAGAAUCCGGCGACGAAGACACAUCCGACUCGAAGGAUAUGGUCCCAGCGGGCGAGGCGAAAGAAAUAAAAGAUUCAAAAGAAACAAGUGAACUCAAAGAAGAACCUAGCGAUUUGAAAACAGAAUUAGAUAUAAAAGCGGACAGCGAUUGUAAAGUCGAACCGAUGGAAGUGGACGUCGAUAUCAAGAGUGAGGAUGUCAACGAGAGACUGAAACCGCCCCUCUCCCCGCAAGAGAGCGAGCAGAGGAUAGAGGAGACUAAGGAAACGAAAGAGGAGCCGGAACAGAAGUUCUCGGUGACGUCACCCGAACACAGGACGGUCGAGCGGACGAAAGAUGACAUAGACGGACGGACAUUGUACGAAAAGUGUGUGUCGUGUAUAAACUCUGUGCCCUACAGUUACGAGCAGGCCGCGACCGCCCCGGUGCUGACGUUCCCCACCGAGGACGUGCGGGCGACUGUCAGCCAGGCGCUGGACGGGGUCGACACGGAGCGGGACCCGCUCGGGCGCCCCGUGAAGCCCGCGCACUUCGCCGAGUGGCACGAGUGCGCGCUGCUCGGGGACCUCGUGGCCCUCCCCUACGUCGUCAUCGACUGACCUCGACCAAAGCCUCCGUCGGUUCGGUGUUCCAAGUGUCCUUACGUUAGAUUAAGUGCAAGUGUAAAUAGUGAAAGUGCGACUCGAAUACGUGCGCGAGUGCGGGGACCGGAGUGCGGGCGCUGAUGACGAGUUGUAGUGAUGUUGGCUUUUACAUUACACGAAGAUGCUCCAACGGGAGUAUAUCACUAUUAUCAUACAUUGUAUACAUCUAGUGCCCUAGAUAAAUAUUUAAUAUCAAAGCUUUAUUUUAUCAAAAUCGGCUAAAUCAAUUAGACAAAAAGCAUUUAUAAGAACUCUUCCUAGAUGUAAACUGACGAGUUUUCUAAUGUUAAAUAUUUUAGGUAUACAUAUUAUAUAAAAACUUUUAACGGCGUAAAGUCGUAUUCCAAAGAGCUUCGAGUGUGUUCGUGUAGUGUAAAUGUUAGGAGAUUAGUGUCACAAUGUGAUAUCGGGCCGGCCCGAGACUCAGACAAAAUCUCUAGACUGUUUCAAAUUACGUUAACUUGUUACCCAUUGUGAUCUAUAAAAAAUUAGAUAAUUAAUAAUAAUAGGAGUUCCAAUUGUAUAUUAUACAUAUAUAUUGCUCUAGCAGUCAGAAUGUAUGAA